Molecule: messenger RNA, 1227 nt
Organism: Pipistrellus kuhlii (Kuhl's pipistrelle)
Lineage: Eukaryota; Metazoa; Chordata; Mammalia; Chiroptera; Vespertilionidae
Gene: SDHC
Product: succinate dehydrogenase complex subunit C
Exons: 6
Coding region: 98-607 (169 amino acids)
Biological process (GO): mitochondrial electron transport, succinate to ubiquinone; tricarboxylic acid cycle
Cellular component (GO): membrane
Molecular function (GO): electron transfer activity; succinate dehydrogenase activity
Source: RefSeq, a predicted model, not a curated record
CGCGUGCGGUCACGUGGCGGAAGCCCCGCCCCGCUCGGUAGGCCCGCCCCGCGCCGAGCUUGGCCGCGCGUCACUUCCGUCCAGGUCGGAAACCAAGAUGGCUGCGCUCUUGUUGAGACCUGUAGGCCGUUACUGCCUCCAUGGCCACCUCAGUCCUCAGCUCUGUAUCAGAAAUGCUGUUCCUUUGGGAACCUCAGCCAAGGAAGAGAUGGAGAGAUUCUGGAAUAAGAACACUGGUUCAAACCGCCCUCUUUCUCCUCAUAUCACUAUCUACAGUUGGUCUCUUCCCAUGGCGAUGUCCAUUGGCCACCGCGGCACUGGUGUUGCCUUGAGUGCAGGGGUCUCUCUCUUUGGCUUGUCGGCCCUGUUGCUCCCGGGGAACUUUGAGUCUCAUCUGGAGCUGGUGAAGUCCCUGAGUCUGGGGCCGGUGCUGAUCCACUCAGCCAAGUUCGCGCUCGCCUUCCCUCUCACGUAUCACACCUGGAACGGCGUCCGGCACUUGAUGUGGGACCUGGGAAAAGGCCUGAAGAUCCCGCAGCUGACCCAGUCCGGGGUGGCUGUCCUGGUCCUCAGCGUGCUGUCCUCGCUGGGGCUGGCAGCCAUGUGAAGAGCUCCGCCCCGCUCCUGCCCCGAUGAUCAGCCGCACCUUUCCUCGCUCUCCUUUCCUCGCUCUCGCUGCUCAGACCUGUGCGCUUGUGCUGUCCCUGGAGCUCAGCUGUAGAAAGGGUCCCAGGACCCCAUUGUUUCUAAGGUGGCUGCAGCAGCUUCCUGCUCCUGCCCCCGCCUGCAGCCCUUAUUCUCUCCAUAUUGGGCCUUGAUUUGUGCUGAGGGUCAGCUCUUGGCUCCUCUUCCCGAGACGGUGGAAACAAAGCCAGCUCUGUGGCCUCCGCCAUGCGGACUGGGAGUGGGGCUGUGGGUGCCGCUGCCUGUGGGUUGUGGCUUCAAGGACAGUUCUGUUCACUGGUCAGACCCAGGGUCCUCGGCACCCACAUGGUGGGAGAUUAGCCUGUCCCGGCCAGAGGGGUUGGCUUUUGAAGCAGGUGCUUUGGGGAGAAGAUAUAUAGUUUUUGAUACAAGAGAAGAUCCAAAAAAGUAUUUGCUGAACCUGUGGAGGGUUAUUUCUUUUCCUUGCAAUUCCAGAAAAACAAGCCUCUAAUUGUCAUGUUUUCUAAUCAAUGUUCAUGUGACAUCUUUUUCUGAAAAUAAAAAUACUAAUUUUAUCUUUGA